This is a messenger RNA of Aspergillus ochraceoroseus IBT 24754, 1761 nucleotides long. RefSeq lists its product as uncharacterized. Lineage: Eukaryota; Fungi; Ascomycota; Eurotiomycetes; Eurotiales; Aspergillaceae. Bases 280 to 1383 code for a protein of 367 amino acids. The record is from RefSeq and is a predicted model, not a curated record. The transcript has 4 exons.
AUUCGACGGGAAAUAAGGACGCCAGAGGGAUUUGAGGGUCCUGGGGCACUUCAUGGCUUCUUGUUUAGUGUCUCCUAGCGUCGACCCUUUCUGCACUAAGCUUUAGGCACACUUUCGCCUAGUAUUUCCAGAUUGGAAUACUCCGUAGCUAUGGGACUUGGAUUGUGCCUCGUUGACCCCUGCGGCUGAAGAUGUCCAGUGAAAGCACGGGGAAGGGUCAUAGCCGUCGCUUGACCCUAAUUCAAGAGCCGCUUGAGCGCCCAGGUUCCAAUUCUCACGAUGAUUUUUUUUGAAUCUUCUCUGCCCAUUGCUCACCUUGCGUAUGUUCUGCAUGGAUUUUGCAAGAUGCGGAACCUUCUUUAUGUUUUGGGUUGCCUUUUCUACCUUGACCUAACGAAGGCCCAGCUUUCGACCCUACCAACCUGUGCACGAACAUGCUACACCAGUACUGUGAGCUCUACAGAUUGCUCUUCAACUGACUACUCGUGCCUUUGUUUAAGUUCCACUUUUCAAAAAAGUUAUACUUGCUGUGUUCGAUCGGAGUGCGAUGCUAUAGAUGACGACACCAUCGAAAGUGAGGCUUUCGUGCUUUGCGUGGAAUACGGAAUCUCCAUUACAUCUUUGCCAGCCAGCGCAUGUUCCAGUAGCACAAGCACUGCCACAGGGACAAACACGGCCAACCAGGCCAGCACCACGACUAAUAGCUAUACCGACUCUUCAGAUUCCUCUUCGGACUUACUGGACAAUGCAUUGGAGAGUAGCAAAAAGCGAAAGUCAAGAUUGAGCACCGGGGGCAAGGCAGGUAUUGGCGUCGGUGUAGGAUCUGCCGCUGUUAUUAUUCUUGGGGCAAUCGCUUGGUUCAUCAAGAGACAGCGACGAAAGAAGGCGCCAGGGCCGAGUUAUGAAACGGCCAUUCAACCCCAAGCGGACGCUGCCCCGGAAAAACCGUACAUGUCGGAGACAGUGUCGCCGGCUCCUCCAAGCGAAAUGCAGCCGAAUGGCCAGCCUGUAUACCAGCCGGAUUUGAGUACUCCGGUUGACGUGUAUCAAAAACCUUUUGGUCCAUACGAACCAACCACAGGCAGUACCACCGAGCAGCACGCGAACUCUCAGAGUGUGUAUCCACCAACAAUAAACACUGCGAGCGAUCUGCAACCGAACCCUCAGGGCGUAUAUCAGCCAACAAUGAGUCCUCCGAGUGCAUAUCAACCGGCGGCGACCAGCGCAGCCGAACUACAUUCGAAUUCACAGGGGGUAUACCCGCCACCAACGGGCACUCCUUCGGAACUGCCAUGCAAUGCACCUUACUCCCAGCAACAACCGGGUUACAGUCAGCAUGAGUUGCCGGGUAAUUCGCACCAAACACGUUACGAGUUGCAGUAGAGAAUCCUAGCGGUAACGGGGCCCUUUGUACGGAAGGAGGUACAUAAUAUAGCCAUAUGACAACUGAGACAGGCUUUGUUUCUUGACUUACAUCUUCGUCCUCCUACGCCCAUAAAACCACACUCGCUCCGAGAGUUAACUGCAGUUAACGAGGGAUGCCUUCAUAAUUGGUAUCUCGCGCCGCUGCUGGGCAUAACUGCAACUUUUGGCUCCACUGGAUACGAAGAGGAUUUUGUGGCGCCUGUUAAGCAGACUCUGCAGGCCGAGUGCGAUAAUUGCCAGGAACUAUUGGUUCGGAAAAGCCAGAGUCAGGCCGCCGUCAACGCUUAGCGUAGGGGGCUGUGGAAUAAACCCAUUUAGCAUGGAAAAAGAGACGAU